Molecule: messenger RNA, 982 nt
Organism: Seriola dumerili (greater amberjack)
Lineage: Eukaryota; Metazoa; Chordata; Actinopteri; Carangiformes; Carangidae
Product: CD209 antigen-like protein C
Exons: 6
Coding region: 111-872 (253 amino acids)
Source: RefSeq, a predicted model, not a curated record
CAAUACAAGGAACCAAGAAACUCUCCCUCUGAAACUGGUGACUUCCUCCAAAGUUGAAGGUGAGAAAUUGUGCUGCAGAAAUCACAUUCUCUCAGAAAGCGAUGUGAGCGAUGGACAACAUCUAUGCCAAUGUUGAAUGCAGCAAACCUGGCCAAUCAAGACCUUCAGCAAGUCAGACAGGUCCCAGGAGCUCUGAGAGGAGGUUUCAUGGAGCUGUUGUUGUCUCUCUGAGUCUGCUGAGUGUUCUCCUGCUGGCUGGGCUCAUCGGCCUCGGCGUCCACCACCAUAAAAAUUCAAAUGCAGAACUCUCCGCUGGAGAAGCCAACCUGACUGAGUGUCUUCAGGCCAGUGACAUCAAACUCUCCUCCCUGACUGAAGAGAGAGACCAGCUGAAUAUCAGUCUCACUGAAAUGACUAAAGAGCUGAAGAGGCUUCAGAGUUUGUCCAAACAGAAGAAAACGUGUCCUGCAGGAUGGAGGAUGUUCACUUUUACCUGUUAUUUCCUCUCCACUCAGUCUGAUUCUUGGGAAAAAGCCAGAGAGGACUGCAGAGCCAGAGAAGCAGAUCUGGUGAUCAUAGACAGUCUUGAAAAACAGGAAUUCUUAACUAAAGUCGUCAUCAAGGGCGACUCUUGGAUUGGUUUGACUGACAAAAACAAUGAGAAAACCUGGAAAUGGAUUGAUGGAACUCUACCUACUGUGAAGUUCUGGCAAAAAGGGCAGCCGGAUAAGGGUAAUGGAAAUCCUAAGUGGGGUGAAGAGGACUGUGCAGUUAUCCAACCAGGGAUGAAAACUGAUGAGAACUGGAAUGAUCUGCGGUGUGAUGCCUCUAAGCCAUGGAUCUGUGAAAAAAAUGCCUUAGCACUUACUUAGUUUUAAAAUAAUACAUGUGUUAAUACUUUUAUUAUAUAUGCUAUGACUACGCAGAAGGCCUUUGCUUGUGCGACUGUGUGUGACAGAUAAAGAUAGAGCAUUUCCAUCAA